This is a messenger RNA of Kazachstania africana CBS 2517, 1995 nucleotides long. It is a transcript of the gene CHA4, whose product is annotated as Cha4p. The record is from RefSeq and is a predicted model, not a curated record. Lineage: Eukaryota; Fungi; Ascomycota; Saccharomycetes; Saccharomycetales; Saccharomycetaceae. Gene Ontology annotation, biological process: regulation of DNA-templated transcription; DNA-templated transcription. Gene Ontology annotation, molecular function: DNA-binding transcription factor activity, RNA polymerase II-specific; zinc ion binding; DNA binding. Bases 1 to 1995 code for a protein of 664 amino acids. The transcript has a single exon.
AUGAAACGUCCAGUUAGUGAUGAAAGAAAACCUACACCUAGUAGAAGACUGGCUUGCAUUACAUGCCGACAGAGGAGAAGAAAAUGUGACAUGCAAGAACCAUGUUCCAUUUGCAUUAAAUUUGGCACAAGAUGUGUCUUCACUGGCGAAGAUCUGAGGAAGAGCAGACAUUCCGCAUCAUAUGUUAAAACUUUAGAGAAUCGCAUUGCAUUAUUGGAGUCAUCUUUCAGAAGGCUGAAAGAAUCAACAAAUGAAGAAGAGAAGAUGAACAUAAUCAACUCCGUUCCAUUAGAUGACAUAUCCGUUCCUGCAAAUAAUGAGACCGGCGGAAAUGGCACCUAUAUCAAAGAUCAAAAUUAUAUCGACAAUACAAUAUCAUUCCCUUCAAGCACGAAGUCAGAUUUGAACAAAACAAAGUCUUCCGAAACUUUCCCUACUAAAAAUAGUGUCCUACCUAUUACAAAACCUGACUUACCACUAAGAGCAACGUCCCCAUUAAAUAGGAACAUGAAUCACGCUAAAUUAUCACCAAUUGGUGGUAGCAGCAUAUAUCCUUCAAAUUCUCUAUCAAUCACUAAAAAGAAAAUUACUUUGGGACAACAACAGUUACAAUUAACUUUAAAAAACCUUUCAAGAAGUCCUCUGAUACUUCGUUCAUUGUCACUCUUCUUCAAAUGGCUAUACCCAGCUCAUUAUAUGUUUAUUCAUCGUGAAACCUUUCUUAGUGCCUUUUUCGGUGAUGCAGCUACUAAAGCGUACUAUUGCUCUGAGGAAUUGGUCUUCGCCAUCGCUGCACUAGGUUGUAAAGCAGCAACCAAAACAGAAGAACUCUACGGCCAAGCAGAAAAUUAUUAUCAACGUGCAAAAGAAAUUGUCUUAAAGAAAAUUUUUCAACUAGAGGAUAAAUCAUUGGCGGAGGCUACGUCAUCUUCAAAGUUGGCACUUAUCCAAACUUUACUAUGUCUAGCAUUUUACGAUAUUGGUGAAGGUGAAAACCCGAUGGCAUGGUAUCUUUCUGGUUUAGCAUUUAGAAUUGCACAUGAGAUCGGUUUGCAUUUGAAUCCUGAAGCUUGGAAUCAUGUCUACGAGGAUGAAUUAUCAAAGAUUGAUUUUGAAGUCAGAAGUAGAAUAUAUUGGGGUUGUUACAUUGCCGACCAUUUGAUAUCAGUUCUAUUCGGUAGAUCAACGUCGCUUAGAGUGUCCAAUUCUACAGUCCCCGAGACUGAUGAACUACCGGAUAUUGAAACAGGCAUUGAAGACUAUAUAUAUAACCCUGGAGUCCCCUUAUCGAUGGCAAGUCCUCUCAAGAAACUCAUUGUCUUAUCAAGAAUUACUGAAAUCUUUGCGAACAAAAUAUUCAUUCAAUCUGAAACUGUAUUACAGAGAACUGAAUAUUUAUCGAAAUUUAAUUUUGAAGCAAAUAACUGGAGAAAAGAUCUAUCGCCUGACUUGAAAUGGGAGAAAGAGCAAUUAAAAGAAUUAGAUAGUUUCAAUCCGACUACUACUUAUGUGUGGUUUCAUUACUACAUCGUUCUUAUAUCAUAUAACAAACCAUUUAUUGAUGAUUUUGAUGAAAGUAAGCACCUUAUAAACGACUGUAUAGAAGAGCUACAUUAUUUGUUAGUGCUGUGGACUAAGAAAUUUCACACUUUUGAAAAAUGCAGUCUUUACAUGGUCUACUCGGUAAUUUUAGCCAUUCAAUGCAUGAAAAUUGAUUCGAUUGAUGAUAAAUAUUAUAAAGAAUUUCUGGAAUUUCUAGAUUCAAACACCUUGAACUACGAAGUAUCCAAGAAGUUUACGGAAAAUACUAAUAAUUUUAACAACAAUAAUGACAUCAACUCUGAAUUUACGGACUUAUUCGGUACUUUAUCACACGGUACAGAUUUCGCUUUAGAAUACAAUUUCGACUUCACCUUGUUGAACGAAAUUGACAAACUCAUCAGCAAUAAUAACGCUUCACAUGAUAAGAAGAAUGAGCCACCAAGCACACUGUAG